AUGAAUUUGUUUUCUUUCAGUUCUACCAUACGUGCAGCUCCUAUCCUGGCUAAUCGAGAUGCCCGUUGUUCUCGAAACCUGAUAACCUUUGCCGAUUUGAAAACAUUGCGUGCAGCCAUGCCUCGGACCAUCACACCACUCCCGGAACCCGGUGCCGUGGCUCCGUCUGCUCCGAUACCUCGACCAAGACGGCGAAUGCGCACUUGUCCAAUCACUGGAUUGCCGGCGCGCUAUCUGGAUCCCGUCACCCUGACACCCUACGCAAAUCUGGCUGCGUUUCGUGUUCUGCGUCGACUUUAUGCAAUCCAUCUGGAAACGAACGCCGCCCCUAUUGAUCUGCUGCGAGAGUAUCGAAGUGGUAACAUUUCUGUGGACCCUGCCUGUUAA
Molecule: messenger RNA, 387 nt
Organism: Echinostoma caproni
Lineage: Eukaryota; Metazoa; Platyhelminthes; Trematoda; Plagiorchiida; Echinostomatidae
Source: the annotation of a GenBank genome assembly